This is a messenger RNA of Lathyrus sativus (Indian pea), 324 nucleotides long. Lineage: Eukaryota; Viridiplantae; Streptophyta; Magnoliopsida; Fabales; Fabaceae. The record is from the annotation of a GenBank genome assembly.
AUGGCACUAGCCAAGGCGAAGGAGAUCGUAGCUUCCAACCCCGUCGUCGUUUUCAGCAAAACCUAUUGCCCUUUCUGUGUCGAAGUCAAGAAGCUCUUCGCUAAUUUGGGCGUCACUUUCAAAGCCAUUGAACUCGAAACUGAAACUGAUGGAAGUGAGAUCCAAGCAGCAUUAGCUCAGUGGACUGGUCAGAGGACUGUGCCAAAUGUUUUUGUUGGGGGUAACCACAUUGGCGGCUGUGACACAACAACCAACUUGCACAGCCAGGGUAAGCUGGUACCCCUGUUGACAUCUGCUGGAGCUCUUUCUGGGUCAGCUUCAUAA